AUGGACUUCAUCUCCAACUUGCCAAAGUCAGAUGGAUUUGGAAGCAUCCUGGUUGUGUUUGAUAGGUUCAACAAGUAUGCAACAUUUAUUGUUGUUCUCACAGAUUAUAUUGUCGAAGAAGCUGCAAAGCUCUUUCUCUGCAUCGUGCUGGGCGCCACAGGCAGAGAGAUUGAACUAUAUCCCAACACUACCACUGAUGAAACUUUUGGCAACUUGACGCACGAGAAUGGCACCAAGGAUGAUUCAAAUCAACAUUUUCAUGGUCAGGAAUGGCAUCAUUCUAACUCACCUAAGAACAAUUACGAGAAAGAUGAAGUUGAAGAUGAAGACGAGAUUCGUCGGGGGGAAUUGUCUCCAAGUGUUCAGGAAAUGGAACUGUUAGAGAAUCAACCUCAGCAAGAGAACCACUCAGCCUUGUGGUUAUGCAAAGACCUCUUUCCAGGAGACGAAAAGUCUGUUUGGAAUGGACCCCAUUCCUUAAACAGAAGGUAUUCAUCUGCGAGACAGAAUAACCCCAUUCGAAGUGCUUUGGCAGCAUUAAUGCAGUGAUAUUACAGUCUUCUGUUUCUCAAGUAAGCUCAUUUAAUUGAUCAGUGAUUUAAAUAAUUGUCUUUAGAAAAUGUUGAUCAGAGAUUGAAAUUCAUCAUUGCUUGUAAGAUCUAUAUUGAGGUGCAAAUAUGGUUAAGAGUCAUUGUCAUGGUUAUAUGAAUUGAGAUAUCACAUAUUAU
This is a messenger RNA of Phalaenopsis equestris, 728 nucleotides long. RefSeq lists its product as uncharacterized. Lineage: Eukaryota; Viridiplantae; Streptophyta; Magnoliopsida; Asparagales; Orchidaceae. The record is from RefSeq and is a predicted model, not a curated record. The coding region runs from base 1 to 549 and encodes 182 amino acids. The transcript is spliced from 3 exons.